Messenger RNA from Ficedula albicollis (Collared flycatcher), 909 nucleotides. Its product is annotated as retinol dehydrogenase 13-like. The annotation marks the transcript as partial. The transcript is spliced from 8 exons. NCBI's taxonomy places the organism in Eukaryota, Metazoa, Chordata, Aves, Passeriformes, Muscicapidae. The record is from RefSeq and is a predicted model, not a curated record.
AUCCUGCGCCCAGCCAUGGAGCUGCUGGGGACCCUGAGUCCCCCGUGGUGGCUCCUGCUGCUCCUGCUCCUGGCCCUGCUGCUCUGGGCCACGCGCAGAAGCCCCUGGGAGCCCUGCAAGUGUCCUGCUGACCUGACGGGCAAGACGGUGAUUGUCACCGGAGCCAACAGCGGCAUUGGCAAAUGCGUGGCCAUGGACCUGGCGCGCCGGAACGCCCGCACCAUCCUGGCGUGCCGGAGCCGGGAGCGGGGCCAGGCGGCCGUGGAGGAGAUCCGGGCGGCCACCGGGAACCCAGCGGUGUUGCUGAGGCUGCUGGACACCGGCUCGCUGGCCUCGGUGCGCUCCUUCGCCGGCGCCGUGCUGCGCGAGGAGCCGCGGCUGGACGUGCUGGUGAACAACGCCGGCGUCACCGGGCUGCCUUUCGCCAUCACGUCAGAGGGGCUGGAGCGAACCUUCGCCACCAACUACCUGGGGCCGUUCCUGCUCACCAACCUGCUCCUGGACCUCCUGAAGGCCUCGGCGCCCGCCCGGGUGGUCAAUGUGUCGUCGUUCCGGCACAGCGCGGGCACGGCCGACAGCGGGUUCCUGACGGGGCAGCGGCGCCCGGGCGGGUACGAUGCUGCCUACAACAGCACAAAGCUGAUGAACGUGCUCUUCACCGCCGAGCUGGCGCGGCGCCUGCAGGGCACAGGGGUGACGGCCAACGCGGUGAGCCCUGGCGUGGUGAGCACCAGCAUCAUGCGCCACUUCAGCUGGCCCGUGCGGGCGCUCUUCAGCCUCCUCCGCCCCUUCCUGAAGUCGCCCGAGCAGGGCGCUGCCAGCACCAUCUUCUGCGCCGUCUCGGAGGAAGCUGCGGGCAUCACCGGGAAAUACUUCGACAGCAGCUGCCGGCUGGCGCUGCCCUCGGCG